ACCAGUUUGGAAAACUGGAAAGGUGGUGUUGAGAAGAGCUUGAGACAGACCCAGUUUCCCCUGUUUUUACCAGCCCCAAAUCCCGGGCAGCCUCUCCUUGUCUCCCCAUCAGCUGAUCUGGACUGCUGGAUUUGGAUCCCUUCGAGGGUUUUGCUGAGAUCCCGAAUCGUGAUCCUGCAAACCCGAGCUGAGACUUGUGCCCGACCUUGCUGAGCACGCCAGCAGCCAUGCAACCUUGGGCGCUUUUCCCGAUCGUGGCUUGCGGGCUCCUGAUGCUGUGCCCCCAGGGCUCCCCCACCAGCAUGGGCCACCCUUUGCCCAAACCCAUCCAAGGCGGAUACACCCCUCACCCCUUGGGGAGCCAUAUCCCGAUAUCCGGGCAGGAGAGGGCCUCCCCUCCGGAGUACGACGACUACGACUACGAUUAUUACGACAGCCUUCAGGCGACCGAUCGCCCCCCCCAUGGCUCCCCACAGCCGCUGCCCAUUUGCGCCUACGACCGCUGCAGACACCUCCAAGUGCCCUGCUUCGAACUGAACCGGGUCAGCCCAUGUCUGUGUCCCGGGGUCACUGGCCCGGACGUGGCCCCAGCCGCCCCCCGCCUGCGGGCGGUCCACGUGAGCGAGACCAGAGCCAGCUUCCACUGGUGCGCCCCCUCAUCCACGGUUCAGGAGUACCGCCUGAAGUACCAGGCCAUCGGGCAGGACUUCAUUUGGGGGCCGCCUCUGAACGGCUCCUUCCGCUUCACGGUGGCUUCCCAGCUCGUCCCCAGCACCGAAUAUCUUUUCUGCGUCGUGGCGUCCAACGGAGCCGGUUCCAGCCCGACGGACGACGGCGUCCAGGACCACGGCCCUUGCCGGCUGGUCCGGACCCCCGCUCACCAGAUGACCUACAUCUACAUAGCGGCAGGUCUGGCCUCGGCUCUGAUCCUCGUGGCCGUUUCAGCCUUGCUAUGGCAUUUCUGCUUCCGCAAAGCCAAACCCGUUCAGCACGGGUCCUUGGAUAACAUCCUGGACGGAGAGCUGAGUUCGGGACAAUCCGGGACCGCCAACAGCUCUUUCCGGACGGAGGAACGGCUGUGAUGGGGUCUCCCCGGCCUUCACUCUCCCAAUUUCUACUCGUUUUCUGUCGGACGUUCACGGACGAUCUCUUGAUUGGGGGGUGACGCUGUGGGGCAAUCAUGGAGGGGGCUGCCCAACAGAUGGAGGUCCUGUGCGUGAACUUCGGAGCAAAGCCUCCCUCUCCUGCUAGACGACCAUUUUUAAAUGGGACCGAAGAGGGAAAAUAGUGAAUUUAUGUUGGGACUGAUUCUCUUUAUUGAUUAAUGCAAUUGAUUAAUGAUCAGGGAAGGGGAAAGGAAGGAGAAACGCCAAGGGGUCUUGGUUCCCCCCCCCAUUUUUUCGAAGGCCUCCUUGGCCUGAAAAAGUCCUGCUUUCAGGGUCCUGGGUCCACGGCGGUGGGGUGGCGGGGACCCUUCUGCCAGACCUCCAUCCUGUUCCACGAAGCAGGUCUCGCGUCUGAAUGGUAAGGAGCGCAGAUGCCACCCCACUGAUGAGCAAGCUUUCUUUGGGUGCCUCUGCCCUGCAUGGUCUUCAACGGCCCGGGAAAGGAAAUGCCCAGGUCCAGAGGCAGCCCUGGGCUGGGCAUUUGUGGAAGUCUUCCUCUCUUCCCCUACUUAGGGGGAGAAACAGAUUUGUGCAGCAGAUGAAGAAAUCUUAACGUGUGUUGAGAUUUUGCAGAAAGAAUGCUGUUUUUUUUUUAAAUGCUUGUUCUGGACAAAGAAAUCAUGCCUCUUGCC
Python bivittatus (Burmese python) is the source of this 1798-nucleotide messenger RNA. RefSeq names its product LRRN4 C-terminal like (gene LRRN4CL). The record is from RefSeq and is a predicted model, not a curated record. NCBI's taxonomy places the organism in Eukaryota, Metazoa, Chordata, Lepidosauria, Squamata, Pythonidae. Gene Ontology annotation, molecular function: protein binding.